UCCACAUACUAGUGUGAGCAGAUGUUGUUCUAACGUGAGACAUGGCAACUUUAAAACAAAACGCAAAAACUAAAGGUCCCGAUAGAGGAAAGCAUCUAAAUAACAAAUUUGCGCAUGGUGGUUUAUCACAUAACGCCAAAAAGAAACGAAAAUGGGUAGUUUUUGAUGGUAGUUUAAAAGAGGGUCAGGGGUUUGCUUUAAAAAGGAAGGAGAAAAUAAAACAUGAAUACAACAAACUUCUUCGAAAGGAGAGGAAGAAAAUGCAAGGAUCUAAAAUCCAGCUGGAGGAGGAAUAUCCUGAGCAUCUGAGACAUCUGUACCUGGCUGAAAGAGAACGAAUAGAUAAAGAAGAACAGAAAAAGCAGAAAAGAUAUAAAGGUAGAGCAGAAGAUAAAGAGACAGAGGAAGAUGAAGAAGUAAAAACAGAGUUGGAGUCUCCUUUCACUGAGAAACACAUCUCAGACACAACGACUGACCAAACUGCCACCUCUGAUUCAGCUAAUGAACCAACAGAGUCUGAAAGCUCCCACAAGACUCCAUUCAUCCAAAAGAAACAGAAGCAGAAAAUGUCAUCGUAUCAGAAGACAAAGCUAGAAUAUGAAAGGAUAAAAGAGGAACGUGCACGCAAAAGAGAGGAGUUCUUGAAAGACAAAGCUCAGCGAGAGGAAGCUCUGAAGAAAUAUAAAGAAAAGAAAAUCGCAACAUAUCAGCUGUUGAAAAGAAAAACCAAGAAGGGUCAGCCCAACCUCAAUCUGCAUAUGGAGCUAUUGCUGCAAAAGAUUCAAGCUCAGCGUAAAUAAUUCAGUAUUAUCCAUAAAAUCAGACUGUAAAGUUAAAAUGGACCAUCACACAAUAAACUGUGCAUUUUGGGUGAGUGUUUUUGACCUCUAGGAUGUGUAUACCUUUGCAUACCUUUGUCUUUCCCAGUAAUAUUUCUUGUAAAUAAAAUAUUAAAUUAUGCUCCACUUAAGUUAAUUCAGGCUGACAGUACAGAACUAAUGUUAUGACAGUAAGCUUGUGGAAAAACAUGAAGCUUUAUAAUAUCUAUUAAGUGGUAAAUCUAUUUUUAUCAUUGUAUUUAGGUCGAUAAUGCCGUCAGCCGCUGAAGUGCCUAAAAGUGCUUCCUUAAACAUUUUUAGUUUUUCUCUGACUGAUCUUUUAAAAGUAUUUUUCUGACAUGAUGAAUGAAUGACAUAUUUUGUUUAUUAGGUGAAAAGCAUUGAUAUCAAAAUAGAAAUAA
Labeo rohita (rohu) is the source of this 1240-nucleotide messenger RNA. RefSeq names its product coiled-coil domain containing 59 (gene ccdc59). NCBI's taxonomy places the organism in Eukaryota, Metazoa, Chordata, Actinopteri, Cypriniformes, Cyprinidae. The record is from RefSeq and is a predicted model, not a curated record. Gene Ontology annotation, cellular component: nucleus.